CCGAGGUAAUCCUUCGAGGUUCUAGGGUUCAGUGGAGCAAGUCGGGGAACCAGGAAAUUGUUGUGAAUUUCCGUUCAAAAUUCACUUGGAAGUGUAGAAGUUUAAUGUGGAUGAUUUGCAGAUAAUAUCUUUCUAUUAAUAAUUUGCACAACGAGUUCUGUUUAAAUUUCAUCAGUCUUAAUUUAUAGAUUGUGGACGAUUGAUUUUUGAGUGGUGUUUUAGUGCAAUAUGAAAAAUUUAUGAUAAAAAUUAAAUGAAAUAAGAUUGUCUUCAAAGGAACCACACUUUCCUCUGAAUGAAAUUCGGCAUAUGAAGUGUUGAAAAUUGUUCAUAAUUUUUGUUUACUAAUCUCCAUAAAUUGUAAUGAGUAAAAACAAAACUUGGGAGGACUUUAAACUAUUACUAUGGAAAAAUUUUCUAUUGAAAUUUCGACACAAAGUGGAGUUCGCCAUAGAAAUAUUUGUGCCUUUAAUUUUCUGCUUUAUAUUAGUAAUUAUUCGAUAUCUAGUGGUUCCAGUUACGAUAAAAGAUCCGACAAUCUACGAUCCAGUUCCAGUUAACAGUUUAGAGGAAUUCAGGGAAAACGUACCGGCUAACAGUAUCCAUCUAUGGGAGAUAGACUACGCUCCGAAAAAUCAAAUUUUCGAGGAAAUUAUUAAAAAUGCUGCGGAGUAUCUCCAGUUACAAUACAGAGGAUUCGACAAUGCAAAAGACGUGGAAAAAUUCAUACUGACGAAUCACUCGUUUGCUGGAGUUCUUUUCGAUUCAAGAUUGAAGAAUAUAACGUCGUAUCCGAAGGACUUGAAGUUCACUUUACGAUUCCCCGGAGCAUUGAGAACAGCCCACCAUUUCAGUGAAUUCUCCACAUGGUUGACCAAGCAUUUGUUUCCAACCGGACACUACCACGGCCCAAGAAAUAAGAAUUCAAGUGAUGGCGGCUUGCCGCCAGGAUACGUCCGCGAAGGAUUUAUAGCCCUCCAAUAUGCAAUUUCAUCUUCCUUUAUUAAUUUGGCUGCGAAGCAGAAUGCUGAUCUGCCAGAUAUUGUGCUUCGACGAUUUCCUUAUCCACCGUAUGUAGAUGAUCCCUUACUAAUGAUUUUGGAAUCGAUGGCGGCCGUAGUCGUUGUAUUAAGUUUUGUGUAUCCUGUCACCCAGGCAGUGAAGUACGUUACAACGGAGAAGGAGACCCAGUUGAAAGAAGCGAUGAAAAUCAUGGGCCUCUCAACGGCGCUGCAUUGGGCUGCAUGGUACGUUACACUGUGGGUCUGCUUCAUGUUGACUGUGGUUUUGAUCGUAAUCAUGAUUAAGAUUCCUUGGUUUCAAGGAUUUACAGCUGCUGUCCUCACAAAUACAUCAUGGUCGUUGCUAUUGGUUUUUCUGAGUAUCUACUCGGCAGCGACAGUAACGUUUUGCUUCAUGGUAUCCUCGUUUUUCUCAAAGGCCAACGUCGCGUCCGCAGUUGCUGGUUUGGGGUGGUUCGUGGUCUACUUCCCAUACGAUUUCACGUUGAACAAUUUCUUCGGGUUGCCACUCAGCACUAAGUUGGGUUUGUCAAUAUUUUUGAAUACAGCCCUUGCAUUCGGAUUCAGAAUAAUGCUGAAAUGGGAAUCAGUGAAUGCUGGUUCCAACUGGUCGAACCUCUUCAGCACCGUAACUGUGGAGGAAAAUAUGAGUCUUGGAUACGUUAUGAUUAUGAUGUUAGUUGAUGCUAUUAUUUUCCUGCUCAUAACAAUUUAUAUGGAGAAAGUCAUGCCAGGACCGAACGGGGUGCCAAUGAAAUGGUAUUUUCCAUUCACGCGAAACUUUUGGUGUCCAAUGCGAAUUUAUUCCGAACAUGAUGGCUUAAACUUUGCUAGACAGAAUCCUGAUCGAUUCGAACCAGAGGUUGAAACGGAUAAGAAAACUGGUGUGCAUUUGAUAAACUUAAGAAAGAAGUUCGGAUCGAGGGUAGCUGUUGACAACCUCUCGAUGAAAAUGUACGAAGGGCACAUCACCGUACUUUUAGGGCAUAAUGGCGCUGGAAAAACGACAACAAUCUCUAUGAUAACCGGCAUGCUUCCGCCCACUUCUGGAACUGUAGUUGUCAGGAAUCUUGACAUUCGUAGGAACCUACCUGCAAUUCGGCAGAACUUGGGCUUCUGUCCGCAGCAUAAUAUACUCUUUGAUGAGUUAACAGUCCGCGAGCACAUCAUAUUUUACAGUCGCCUGAAAGGAUUCAGUGAGGAUCAAGUAGAAGCAGAAGUUGGGAAAUAUCUUAAGCUACUGGAUUUUGAGGACAAACGUGAUGCACUCUCCAAGACCCUUUCCGGUGGUAUGAAGAGGAAGCUCUCUGUCGGAGUUGCUCUUUGUGGAAACUCGAAAGUGGUGUUAUUCGAUGAGCCAACUUCAGGAAUGGAUCCUGCCGCCCGACGAAUCUUAUGGGAUUUGCUUCUAAGUGAGAAAAAAGGCCGAAUGAUUCUGUUAACGACACACUUUAUGGACGAAGCUGAUGUUCUUGGGGACCGUAUAUUCAUAAUGGCACUGGGCAAGUUAAAAUGUGGUGGAACACCAUUUUUCUUGAAGAAGAAAUUUGGAACUGGUUAUCAGUUGAUAUGCAGAAAAGGUGAUAAUUGCAAACCCGACAAGGUAACCGAGCUGCUUCGAAAACACAUCCAGGACGUUGAGUUGAAGAGCGAUGUUGGUAAGGAAUUAUCAUACCAAUUGCCGGAAAAGCAUGUGAAGAAAUUCGAAGCAAUGCUCAAACAGUUGGAAGAGCGACUCCAAGAACUAGAUGUUGAUGGCUAUGGGAUAUCAAUGACCACUUUAGAAGACGUCUUUAUGAGAACAGGAAAUGAGUUGGCAACAGAAUUAUUUGAAAAUGGAGAGCCCCCGCGGCCCAGAAACUCUUUAAGCAUUGAAUAUUUUCCAGGAAAGGAAUCUUUGGUACAAAUACAAGCUCACCAUUCCCGCGUAGAAAUCGUAGGGCGUAUCACUCGAAUGCAGUAUCAUUGGCGGGCGAUGUUCCUAAAAAAAUAUUACUACUUUCUUCGAAAUUGGUACAUAUACCUGAUCCAAUUGCUAGUUCCAUUGUUUUUCGUUGGAGUAACUGUUUAUGUAUCAAAAUCGAUGGCAUUUAAGAAUGGAUUGCCACCUCUUCCCAUCACUUUGGAAUCCUAUGGUCACACAACGACCCUGUUGGAAUCGAGCGCUUCAAAUGAAUCUUUGAGUGAAGCGAUAGGGUCGGCCUACGAGAGAAUAUUCCAACCAUAUAAUCGGAAAGACCUCCUGGUGAAAAUCAAGGUGCCAAUACUACAGCAACUGAUAGAACUGCAGAAAGCUGGCUUAGUUACGGUGGAUUCUCACUACAUGGUAGGAGCAAGCAUUAGCGAAUCUCAAAUCACUGGUUGGUUCAACAAUGCAGCGUUGCACACGGCUCCGUUGUCGUUGAAUUUAAUAUUUAACGCUAUUGCAAAGGCUCUCCUUGGGAACGCCUACAGUAUUCAUAUCACUAACAAUCCAUUGCCAUACGAUGUUAAUUAUCGACUUCAAAUGGUGAAAAGAGCUGGCAGCUUUGGUUUCCAAAUGGCACUGAACCUUGCAUUCGCAAUGUCCUUCAUCAGCGCAAUAUUCGUCAUGUUCUUGAUUAAGGAGCGUGAAUCACGCGCAAAGCUACUGCAGUUCGUUAGUGGAGUACGCGUCAUUACAUUUUGGAUCUCACAUCUAUUGUGGGAUUUUGCAACGUAUGUGGUUCUUACAAUAUUGUUGAUUGCAUUAUUGUACGUUCUCCAGCAGGAGGGGUUCUCAACAGGCAAGGACUUGGGAAGGAUAUUCAUAGUAUUUACUCUGUACGGGUUUGCAUCACUGCCAUUCACAUACCUCGUGUCGUUUUUGUACGCUGAUCCAUCCACGGGCCUAACGAGACUGUCUAUUUACAAUGUUUUCACAGGAAAUGGAUUGCACCUCUUGAUAUUUGUUCUUACACUUCCUGUUGUUAACUUCGGAAAAGUUGCUGGAUACCUUGCGGAAGGCUUCCUGAUUUUUCCCAACUUCGCUUUAGCCCAGGCUCUUUCCAAUCAAGCGGCCCUAGCCACUACCAGGAACAUUUGUGAUACAGCUCAGGAGUUAUUAAAAAUGCCGAUGCAUAUGGUUUGUGCACUGAUUUUGCCAGAUUGUUGCGGUUUAAAUGAAUUCGGUUUCAACAAUCCUGGGAUUGGAAGGAUUUUGGUUUUUUUUGUUUGGUUUUGGCAUUUUAUGUCUGAUAGUCCUGUUUGCUGUCGAGUUCUUCCGGAUAGAUGUCUUCAAGAAGCUGGCCGACUUAAUGUGGAGGCCGAAAGUGCACAUGCCACCCAUACCUGAGAAUGAAGAUGAUGAUGUGGCCCACGAACGAAGAAGGAUUUCAAAUAAAAGUGUACAGAACCUCCAGGAUUCCAAUAUUGUGAUGCGUGAUGUGACGAAGUAUUAUGGAAAACUCUUAGCUGUAAACCGCGUUUCUCUAGCCAU
Hermetia illucens (black soldier fly) is the source of this 4479-nucleotide messenger RNA. RefSeq names its product ATP-binding cassette sub-family A member 3-like. The record is from RefSeq and is a predicted model, not a curated record. The transcript is spliced from 12 exons. Gene Ontology annotation, biological process: lipid transport; transmembrane transport. Gene Ontology annotation, cellular component: membrane; intracellular membrane-bounded organelle. Lineage: Eukaryota; Metazoa; Arthropoda; Insecta; Diptera; Stratiomyidae. Gene Ontology annotation, molecular function: ATP hydrolysis activity; ATP binding; ABC-type transporter activity. The coding region runs from base 364 to 4335 and encodes 1323 amino acids.